Molecule: messenger RNA, 1530 nt
Organism: Acanthosepion pharaonis
Lineage: Eukaryota; Metazoa; Mollusca; Cephalopoda; Sepiida; Sepiidae
Source: the annotation of a GenBank genome assembly
AUGGCGGCAGCAGCGGCAAGUAUCUCCCGUUCGGGCCUUUAUGAAGUGUAUUUUCGACAGCAAUGGUGUUGGGUCUACGUUUCACUGACCGAGGAAUCCCUUGUGCUGACAUUGGAUGAGAACCCAGACGUGUCAGCUAGUGCCAAUGGUGUGAGCAAUGGCGUAAUAGACGAGAAAUGUAUCGGCGGACCACAGGAUGGAUUAUCGUCACAGCCUAUGCUCCGUAAUGUCGUCGCCGGGGCUUCGGGAUCCAGCCUUCCUCCUCAUUUACCGGAUGGCAUUACAGGACAAAAGAGGGUGGUCAAGGUGAUCAAGGAAGAAGCUAACGGAUUGGGUAUCAGUAUUAAGGGCGGUAAAGAAAACAAGAUGCCGAUUUUGAUUAGUAAAAUCUUCAAGAGCAUGGCCGCUGACAAAACUGAAAAGUUGUAUGUUGGAGAUGCAAUUUUAUCUGUGAAUGGCGAGGACCUUCGCGAUGCUACACACGACGAAGCAGUCAAAGCCCUUAAAAAAGCAGGCAAAGAAGUUACCCUAGAAGUGAAAUAUCUUCGGGAGGUGACACCAUACUUUAAAAAAAAUUCUGCUCUGAGUGAGAUUGGUUGGGGUCCUCAGGAAUUCAAAGAUGAUUCAAAAAACAGUUGGACAGAAUCUAAACCGAUUCCUCUGAAACUUUGCUACCUGUGCCGAAAUAUAAAUAUGGUUGAGCCUGAAAAACGAACUAUAGAACUCCACUCUCCUGACGCUAAGAGUUCUUGUAUCCUGCGAUUCCCAGAUGCUGCAAUAACACUUGACUGGUUCAAUGCCAUCUAUUCUAACAUUGUACUGCUGACAGCCAUGACGGUCAUUGAGGCUAACCAAAUAAUGAGCACUGCUCCUAACCAAAGACAAAUUGAACAUAUGGGAUGGUUGUCAGAACAGUUAGUGAAUGAACAAGGAAAUCCAAGUUGGAAGGCUGUCUUUGUUGCCCUUACUGAUCAAGACAUGCUGCUGUAUGAUACUGCACCUUGGAGUAAAGAGGAAUGGGCUACUCCAUUCCAGAGUCACUCAUUGCUUGCUACAAGACUUGUGCAUUCUGGUCGUCAGUACAAUCCGGUUACAGAAUCUGAUGUUCUCACCUUUGGUACACGCUCUGGGACCCGGCAAGGCAUUGAUACACAUAUAUUUCGAGUGGAAACCCAGAGAGACCUUGCAAAUUGGUCACGAGCAUUAGUGCAAGGUGCACAUGGAGCUGCUGUGUUAGUCAAAGAAGUCACUUGUUUGGCCAUGUGGAAUCGACAAGAAACCAAACUCCAAGUGCACUAUGAAAAUGGUUUUACAUUGGUAAAGGAUGAUGAAUUGGCCAAAAAUUCAAUUUUAUGGCAUUAUCCUUUUGAGAAGUUGCGUAUGACUGCUGAUGAUGGCCAUCGUUUGUUGUGGUUAGACUUUGGAGAAGGAGAGCAAGAACUUGAUCUUCGCACUUGUCCUAAGCCAAUUGUAUUUGUAAUCCACACAUUUUUAUCAGCCAAGGUGAGCCGUCUUGGGUUGCUAGCAUAG